Molecule: messenger RNA, 3491 nt
Organism: Argentina anserina (silverweed cinquefoil)
Lineage: Eukaryota; Viridiplantae; Streptophyta; Magnoliopsida; Rosales; Rosaceae
Product: leucine-rich repeat receptor-like protein kinase TDR
Exons: 2
Coding region: 219-3293 (1024 amino acids)
Biological process (GO): protein phosphorylation
Molecular function (GO): protein binding; ATP binding; protein kinase activity
Source: RefSeq, a predicted model, not a curated record
UCUUUCUCUUUCAUUUUUUCUCAAGCUUAUUAUAGACAUAGCCCACCAAGAAAUCCCACUGAAGCAAUCAUCAUGAUGAAACACCCUCUGCACCCAGCACUCCCUAAAAGCAUUUCAACUUCACUCGGUAGUCAUCAAAACAUUCCUUCCCUUAAAUUUACCACUCUCAUCUUCAUCACUGUCUCAGCCAAGACCCUCCUCCACCCUCCCCGAAAACCAUGAAACUUUCCUUUCUUCACUUUCUCUUCUUCUUCUUCUCCCUCUUCUUUCUUCAAGAAUCCAUAGUUCUCUGUGCUUCAAAUUCUGCAACUUCCCAACUCAGUGCUUUGCUUUCCCUCAAAUCCUCACUUAAAGAUCCUCUCUUUACGUUCAAUGGCUGGGAUAGCACGGCUAAUACUCAAGGUCCAGUUUGGUGUUCAUGGUCUGGAAUCAAAUGCCAACCCAACACAUCUUUAGUAGUCUCUCUAGACCUCUCUUACCGCAAUCUUUCCGGUCCAAUCCCAGCAGAAAUACGCUACUUGUCGGGCUUAAUUCACCUCAACUUGAGCAAUAACAGUUUUGCUGGACCACUCCAGCCAGCCAUUUUCCAACUCCCCCAGCUCAGAAUACUUGACAUAAGCCACAACGACUUCAACUCAACUUUCCCGCCUGGAAUUUCCAAGCUCAAGUUCUUGAGGGCCUUCAAUGCUUACAGCAACAGCUUCACCGGUCCUUUACCUCAAGAAAUCAUCAGACUCAAGUCCCUUGAAAAGCUUAACCUCAGUGGAAGCUACUUCGAAGGUAAUAUUCCACCAGGAUAUGGAAGUCUUCCCAAACUCAGGGAACUUGGUCUGGCCGGAAAUGCUCUUAGAGGCGCUAUACCACCUCAACUGGGGUCCUUAUCGGACCUCACUCGCAUGGAAAUCGGCUACAACGGUUUCACCGGUGAGCUUCCUGUCGAGUUGACAUCACUAUCAAACCUCAACUACUUAGACAUCUCCAAUAACUUGCUCUCCGGGUCACUCCCACCAGAGCUUGGCAACCUAACCAUGCUCAACAUAUUAUUCCUCUUCAAAAACCGAUUUUCUGGCACUAUCCCACCGAGCCUCGGAAACCUACAAUCUCUCCGAUUACUCGACUUGUCAGAAAAUCAGCUUUCCGGUUCCAUCCCAGCCGGCAUUGCCACACUAAUUGAACUCAACAGGCUGAGCUUAAUGAACAACUUCCUAGUUGGCGAAAUCCCAUAUCAUAUCGGAAAGCUUCCCAACUUGGAAACCCUCCUCCUAUGGAACAACUCCCUCACCGGAACCCUACCCCAAAACCUCGGCACCAACGCGAACCUCGUCCUCGUCGACCUCUCCUCCAACUCACUCACGGGCCCAAUCCCACCAACUCUCUGCAAAGGCAACAAACUCGGGAAACUCAUCCUCUUCUCCAAUUACUUCAACAACAAUCUUCCAAGGGAGCUAGCCCUUUGCACAUCACUACUCCGCUUUCGUGUUCAAAACAACAAACUCAACGGCUCACUCCCUCAGGGCUUCGGCUUCCUCCCAAACCUAACCUUCUUCGACGUAAGCAACAACAACUUCUCCGGCCCCAUUCCUCAAGACCUCGGCAAUGCUGCGAAGCUCGAGUACUUAAACAUCUCCCAGAACCCUCUCCGCGCAACUCUGCCUCAAAAUAUCUGGAAAGCCAACAGUUUACAAAUAUUCUCCGCCAUUUCCGGCCAACUUACCGGGAAAAUUCCCGACUUCAUCGGCUGCAAGAGCCUCUACAAGAUUGAAUUGCAAAACAAUGACCUCAAUGGGACCAUCCCCUGGGACAUUGGACACUGCGAGAAGCUUCUGAGUCUCAGCCUGAGUCGGAACAAGCUCACCGGAAUCAUCCCCUGGGAAAUAUCUGCUCUGCCGUCGAUAACCGACCUUGACCUCUCGUAUAACUUCCUCUCCGGCACGAUCCCCUCGAACUUCGAUAAUUGCAGGACGCUGGAGACCUUCAACGUCUCGUUCAACCUCCUUACCGGCCCGAUCCCGGCGUCCGGCGCGAUCUUCCCGAACCUCCAUCCGACGUCAUUUUCGGGAAACGACGGAUUAUGCGGCGUCGUUUUGCGCAAGCCGUGUGUGGCGGAGACUGAACCGGCCGGGGCUCUUGAUGUCGACCGUCGUGAGCAGCCGAAGAAGACCGCCGGCGCGAUCGUCUGGAUAAUGGCGGCGGCGUUCGGGAUCGGUCUGUUCGUCCUCGUCGCCGGGACGCGUUGCUUCCACGCGCGCUACAGCGGCGGGGUGGAGGAGAGGGGCCCGCAGGUGGGGCCGUGGAAGUUGACCGCCUUUCAGCGUUUGAAUUUCACGGCGGAGGAUGUGCUGGACUGUUUGCAGAUGAGUGACAAGGUCCUAGGGAUGGGUGGGACCGGGACGGUGUACAAGGCGGAGAUGCCAGGUGGCGAGAUCAUAGCGGUGAAGAAGCUCUGGGGGAAGCAGAAGGAGAGCAUAAUCCGACGGCGGAGAGGGGUUUUGGCGGAAGUGGAAGUGUUGGGUAACGUGAGGCAUAGGAAUAUAGUGAGAUUGUUAGGGUGCUGCUGCAACAGGGACUGUACUAUGCUGCUCUAUGAGUACAUGCCCAAUGGGAACUUGGACGACUUGUUGCAUGGCAAGAACAAGGCCCAGAAUUUGGGGGCGGAUUGGGUCACCAGGUAUAAGAUUGCCCUUGGUGUGGCACAAGGGAUAUGCUACCUUCACCACGACUGCGAUCCGGUGAUCGUCCACCGUGAUCUCAAGCCGAGUAACAUUCUGUUGGACGGUGACAUGGAAGCGAGAGUGGCGGACUUUGGGGUGGCUAAGUUGAUCCAGAGUGAUGAGUCCAUGUCUGUGAUCGCCGGUUCCUACGGCUACAUUGCGCCAGAGUAUGCUUAUACCCUACAAGUUGAUGAGAAGAGUGACAUAUACAGCUUUGGGGUUGUGUUGUUGGAGAUUUUAAGCGGAAAAAGAUCGGUGGAGGCGAUUUUUGGGGAUGGAAAUAGCAUUGUAGAUUGGAUUCGGACUAAAAUCAAGAGCAAAGAUGGGAUCAACGAUGUUUUGGACAAGAAUGCCGGCGCGGGUUGUACGCCGGUGAGGGAGGAGAUGAUGCAAAUGCUCCGAAUUGCUUUGCUUUGCACGAGUAGGAAUCCGGCGGACCGGCCGUCCAUGAGGGAUGUGGUGUUGAUGCUCAUUGAAGCCAAGCCUAAGAGGAAGUUGCUUGCUAGCCAUGUUGUUGGUCGAGAUCGUAGUGUGAGUUGUGGUGACAUUCCUUUGCCACAAAAGCCAACACUGGAUUGUUAAUACGGUUGUUACUUGUGGUUUUUCUUCUUUCUUUGGGUUUUAUUUUUACCUUCUUAUUUUUUAAAAAAUGGUGGGAAUUGGUAUAGGAGAAGUCUUAUUUUUUACGUUUUUCAAAUGGAAUUCCAAGUCAUGUUGUCCCUCUAGUUAUAAUUCUGGUUUGUUAACGUACGUAUAUAAAUUAAAGGGUGUUAAUCUGCC